AUGGAGCAGUAUGAGAAAGUGGAAAAAAUUGGUGAAGGAACCUACGGAGUGGUCUAUAAAGCUCGUGAUCGUGUCACUAAUGAGACCAUUGCUUUGAAGAAGAUCCGGUUAGAGCAGGAAGAUGAGGGCGUACCCAGCACUGCUAUCCGAGAAAUUUCUCUCUUGAAAGAGAUGCAGCAUGGUAACAUUGUCAGGCUGCAGGAUGUGGUGCACAGUGAGAAGCGCCUUUACUUGGUUUUUGAGUAUCUAGACUUGGAUUUGAAGAAGCACAUGGAUUCUUCUCCUGAAUUUGCUAAUGAUCCACGCCUGGUCAAAACAUUUCUUUAUCAAAUUCUCCGUGGCAUUGCUUACUGCCAUUCUCAUAGAGUUCUGCAUCGAGAUUUGAAACCACAGAAUUUGCUUAUUGAUCGCCAAACCAAUGCGCUGAAGCUUGCAGAUUUUGGACUGGCUAGAGCAUUUGGUAUACCUGUUAGGACAUUUACACAUGAGGUCGUUACCCUGUGGUAUAGAGCUCCUGAAAUUCUGCUUGGAUCUCGCCAUUACUCGACUCCAGUUGAUGUGUGGUCAGUGGGAUGUAUAUUUGCUGAGAUGGUGAACCAGAAGCCAUUGUUCCCUGGAGAUUCCGAGAUUGAUGAAUUAUUCAAAAUUUUCAGAAUCUUGGGUACUCCAAAUGAGGACACAUGGCCUGGAGUGACUUCUUUGCCGGACUUCAAGAGUGCAUUCCCUAAGUGGCCUUCUAAGGAUUUGGCAACUGUAGCUCCAACUCUUGAAAAAGCUGGUGUGGAUCUUCUUUCU
Molecule: messenger RNA, 795 nt
Organism: Dovyalis caffra
Lineage: Eukaryota; Viridiplantae; Streptophyta; Magnoliopsida; Malpighiales; Salicaceae
Source: the annotation of a GenBank genome assembly